Messenger RNA from Apus apus (common swift), 10207 nucleotides. RefSeq names its product RP1 like 1 (gene RP1L1). The record is from RefSeq and is a predicted model, not a curated record. The transcript has 6 exons. The coding region runs from base 1 to 8847 and encodes 2948 amino acids. NCBI's taxonomy places the organism in Eukaryota, Metazoa, Chordata, Aves, Apodiformes, Apodidae. Gene Ontology annotation, biological process: photoreceptor cell development; intracellular signal transduction; retina development in camera-type eye. Gene Ontology annotation, cellular component: axoneme.
AUGACUGAGGCACCUGCUGACUACUUGUCAACCACCAGCUCCUACAACUAUGAGCAGCCCCUUCCCCCCGGGGCUCGGACAAGCACUGUCACCAAGGUACCUCCAGCCAAAAAAAUAACCUUCUUCAAGAGUGGAGAUCCUCAGUUUGAGGGAGUCAAGAUGGCCAUCAACCAGCGAAGCUUCAAGAGCUUCAAUGCACUCAUGGAUGACCUCUCUCAUCGGGUCCCACUGCCAUUUGGGGUACGGACCAUCACCACCCCACGAGGAAUACAUUGCAUCAAUGAGCUGGACCAGCUGGAAGAUGGAGGAUGUUACCUUUGCUCUGACAAGAAAUAUGUCAAGCCUAUUAGCAUUACUUCUGGGAGGUACAGGCCAGGCCCUCCACGAAAUGGUCGUCCCUCCAGUACCUUGAGAAGAGCAGCUCAGGAAGGUAGAUUUGAAGAUUAUUCCACAACUUUUACACAGCACGGACCUAGAAUACCCAAGAAAAUCACUCUACUUAAGAAUGGAGAAACCAGUUUUCGGCGCUCGAUUAUCUUGAACCGCAGAAAUGCCAGGAGCUUCAUAACACUCCUGGAUGAGAUCUCAGAGAUCCUGCAGUUCCCAGUGAAGAAGCUCUACACUGUUGAUGGGAAGAAGAUCGACAGCAUGCAGGCUCUGCUUCACUGCCCCAGCGUGCUGGUGUGUGUUGGCCGGGAGCCAUUCAAACCAGUAUCGAUGGAAAAUUUGAGGAAACACUCGGUGGAGAAGCUGCCCGACCUGACCCCUCGUUCCAAUGGCAACAAUAUCAAUGAAAACAAUGAAGCAAACUUUGGGCUGAAAGCCAAAAAAAGUGUUAUCCAUCCACGGACAUCAUCAAGCACCAGGUCAAUGAGAUUUUCUUUAUCAUCGGAAAAGUCAUAUCCUAAUGGUCUCGCUGCCUCACCAGAUAAUGGGGCACCUUUCUCAAACAGUUGCUCGCAUCCAAAACCUGGGGAACUGGUCCAUUCUUUGGUCAAUGAUGACAUAGAAAAACGGGUACAUGUGAACAAGGAUGGAAGCCUGUCUGUUGAGAUGAAAGUUCGCUUCCGCUUGCUGAAUGAUGAGACUCUGCAAUGGUCCACCCAGAUCAAAAAGUCCAACAUGAACCAGAUGCCUUGUGAAGAGUCCGGUGUAGAGGACACUGGAGUAGACCCCAUACAGAAAAUGAACCCAGAGGCCAGCUCAGAGGCAGAUGAGUCAUUAUAUCCCUGUGAUAUUGAUUCUUACAUGUCAAAACUUGAGGAAUCGGAAUGUGAUGAGGUUCUUUGCCACAACUGUGGCAAGAAACACCAGGAUUAUGACAUCUGGAAAAAUCCCAUGCACACAUCCCAGAGGGAAGAGCCCAGUGUACGAAGCACCUGGCGCACACGGUCGUCAUGCUCCAGCACAUCUUCCCGGAGGAGAGUAGUCCACAAAAAAAUGGCUUCUGUGGAUAGCCUCCACACCACAUCCAGUGAGGAGUUCUCUGAACACAUUGUGCAUGAGUCCUCAUCCUACUCAGAGACUGUAGAGAACAGAGUGUCAUACCGAUCAAUUAAAAAGUGUACCUGUCGAAGUGAGCUGUCUACAGGUGUUUCCAAUGGAGAAGACCAGCAAGAAUACACCCGGACAAGCACGAGCAACAGUCAGAGACCUUCGUCCGCAGGCGUAAUGUCACAUUCAAGCUGUGAAAACAACCUUGAUCCUCAAGACAGCCCUGAAGACCAUGAACCCAGCAAAACCAAUUCACAACAUGAAGAUGAAAACUGUUUUGAAGUUUCCUCUGUGAAGUGCUUAAAGGAUGACAUGGAAGAGGUUGAAACCAGCAGAGUUGGGAGUGCCAUGUCAAGGUCAUCUCUGCAGUCCAGACAGAGCAAGAAAAAUGUAUGUGAGGAAACAAGCAGUGUGGCUAGGAGCAUGUCCUCCUCCAGCCUUCGGAGGGCAGAUCAAGAAGAUAAUACCAGGUGCUCCACUCCUGCCAAUAGUGUGUACAGUAAGUCUAGCAAAUGUCCUACACCAAGAGCUCAGAGUGAACAAGAUGACCACUCUGAUGACAAUGCAGUGGUCUCUUUCUCCAGUGAAUCCCACCCCCAGAAAGAGGCUGAAGAAGUUGGAGUAGAACAAGAAGAACAUGAAAUCAGUGAGGCCGGCUCAGUGUCAGCAAAAUCAAAGGCCAGCCAACCAAUUAGAGAUGAGAGCAGUGAAGUGAAUCCCACCCCCAGAAAGAGGCUGAAGAAGCUGGAGCAGAACAAGAAGAACAUGAAAUCAGUGAGGCCGGCUCAGUGUCAGCAAAAUCAAAGGCCAGCCAACCAAUUAGAGAUGAGAGCAGUGAAGGUGAACAGUGCUCUAGACAAGGAACCCCUCACUCCAGAGCUAGUGACUGGAAUAGCAAAAGAAGUGACAGUGAAAGAGGCUGAAGAAGCUGGAGCAGAACAAGAAGAACAUGAAAUCAGUGAGGUCGGCUCAGUGUCAGCAAAAUCAAAGGCAAGCCAACCAAUUAGAGAUGAGAGCAGUGAAGGUGAACAAUGCUCUAGACAAGGAACCCCUCACUCCAGAGCUAGUGACUGGAACAGCAAAAGAAGUGACAGUGGUGAGGUUUUAAAUUGCAAUGCCUCUUGCUCUUCCAGAGGAUCCAAGAAGAGCAAACACAGCCAUAUUAAUUUGGAUGCACGGUCUGAAAAGUCUGUGUCUUCAGUUGGAUCCACUGCAAAUAGAAAGAGUAACUCCCUACAUGCAGGUGAUAUGAGAUCAGGCAGCAGGGCAUCUAAUUAUUCCAAAAGCUCUAAUGACAAUGCAAUGGUCUCUUUCUCCAGUGAAUCCCACCCCCAGAAAGAGGCUGAAGAAGCUGGAGCAGAACAAGAAGAACAUGAAAUCAGUGAGGUCGGCUCAGUGUCAGCAAAAUCAAAGGCCAGCCAACCAAUUAGAGAUGAGAGCAGUGAAGGUGAACAGUGCUCUAGAGAAGGAACCCCUCAUUCCAGAGCUAGUGACAGAAAUAGCAAGAGAAGUGACAAUGAUGAGGUUGAAAAUUGCAACUUCUCUUGCUCUUCCAGAGGAUCCAAGAAGAGCAAACACAGCCAUAUUAAUUUGGAUGCACGGUCUGAAAUGUCUGUGUCUUCACUUGAAUCCACUAGAAAUAAAAAGAGUAACUCCCUAUAUGCAGGUGAUAUGAGAUCAGGCAGCAGGGCAACUAAUUACUCCAAAAGCUCAUGUGAAAUGAAGAAAAAAUCUAUUGGAGACUCCAAGUCUCAAGACUCAGGAUCUUUUCACUCAAGCAUUUCAGUUUCUAAUGAAGGAGAGGUAAUAACAGGUUUUGCUGAGGAGAAAAGCUCGAAAAGUACCAAUUGUUACAGUCAGUCCUCAAGAAGUUCAAAGAAGAGAAGCCAUAUAGAAGAAAAUAGCAAAUCAUCAUCCCCCUGCUCAAGUGUUUCAAGCCCUAAUGGAAGUGCUAGAGAGGGCCAUUCCAAGAUGAAUUCAGAGGCCCCUUCUUCAAGACAAGGAAGUAUGAGUGAGAGUGUGUGUUCAAAAGGUGACCAUGUGACUGAGGCUCUGCCUGGGAACGGAUAUCCUGAAAGUGUCUCUUCAAGAGUCUCUUCAAAAUCAGAAAUAAAAGAUAAAUGCUUGUUGAUACAGACAUCUCAGGAGAGUGAUGAUAGGUGUUCACAAUCAAACUUAUCUCAGUCCUCAAAAUCAAGACAGUUAAAAACUAGAAAUCUUCAUGUGAAGAUGGCAAACUCCAGUCGAGCAUCACUGUCUGACACUUUGUCAGUCUGUAGCUUGCAUUGCCCUGCCCCACCAAAAGGGAAGCCAAACAGAAAAAAAGCACAGUCACCCAUGAUGAAGAAUUACUCCAUUAGCAGUGUAGGUACUGAAUCAGUGCUGGCCACAGGAAAAGAACAAAAAGAAAUAACAGAUUCCUCCAUAGCAACUUCUUAUGGGUCUAAAUCAGCUGCAAGCAAAGUAUAUGAUGAGAAAAAUAAAGAGAUCAAUGACUCUUGCAGCAGAAAAGAGAAUGAAGAGUUAGAAGGUCUGAGCAUUCAGGAGGAAGGGAGUGAGUUAAUGCCGUCUAUUCUACCAAAUACAUCUCCGGAGGAAGUUGUGCAAGAAUGGCUAAAUAAAAUCCCUACAGAAGUAUUACUUCUGAAAUAUGAAAUGAAUGAUGGUGCAGAAGAAGAAUGUGUAGAGGCAACUACUGAGGUAUCUGGCUGUACAAAUGCAGAGGAAGCCUCAGAGGAUGAAAAAGCUGAGAAAGAGAACAUGGAGGAAGCUGAAAAUGAAGCAAAGCAUGAAGAGGGAAAAGAGACAGCAGAAAACACUUCUAAUAAUGAAGACACUGAAGAACGUGUUAAUCAGGAGCAAAUAUCUGAGGCUGUGUCUGUGUCUGAAGCUGCCAAGGUUGACCAGGAGGAAUGUAACCAGGCAGAAUGUGACCAAGCAGAAUGUGACCAGGGAGAAUGCAACCCACCAGUUACAUCCAGCCAAGACAACAACCAAAAAGAGCUGCCAACCUCAGUCCAGACCUCUGUCCAGAUCAUGAAGGCCUUGCUCAGUUCAAAAUACGAACCAAAGUUUGACCGAUCAAACAGUUUGCCUGAAAUGUCCCCCACUAUGGGGAAAAAACUGAGUAACUCUGCCAACGUUUUGAUUACUUGUCUUGCCAGUCUCCAACUCCUUGAUGAAGAAUCAGAAGAUCCAGCAGAUAAACGUUUGGGUAAGCCAAGUUAUCUGGACCUGCUAAAUAUUUUUCAAGCCUUAUGGUUUGGAUGCACAGAUGAAAAAUGUGUUUCAAGUCCAGAUCAAGAGGCAAGUGAGCAGGCAAAGACAGCCCCUGUGUGUAAAGCCCAAGCAUCUGUAGAUAAUGAUUUCACUCCCAUGUCCUCCUCUGGGGUCGAUGUUAACAGUGGUUCUGGUGGCUCAGGAGAAGAUUGCACCAAGGAUUGCACUUCAAUGGCACUGAAAACUGCUGAAGUCAAAUCAGCUGGACAAAUGGAAAAUGUAAUGACUGGCAUUGAACCGACUGAGGCUGAAGAGCAAAUUCACAAGCAAGAGAAGUCAUCCCGCCCUUCAACAGCUUGCUCAAAAAGUGAGAAAAAAGCACAGUCUACUAGACAGGAGUCUCUAAUUCAGGAAGCAGAAGAGAAGGGGGAGAAUCCGUGCAGCAACUGUGAGAAUGGUCAGGAGGAAGGGGAAGAAAAAGAAAAUGAAGAAAACAGCAAGUUAGCUGAAAAUGGAGAACAAGAAGAAGCUGAAGCUGUAAAUGAUGAAAUCCCAAAAGAAAAUCUUGAAGAGGAAACUGAUCAGCUAGCUACUGCUGAUGAUACAAAUGCCAGUGAUGCUGAUUGUGGAACAGAACUGAAAGCUGAUUUGGAAGAGCAACUUGAAAAAGAGUCUCCAGAUGAUCCAAAGCCCAAUGUUGAUGUGGCCACCAGUGUGGACACAUCCAUUACGCAGCAAAACUCAAUGGAACCAGAUCCAACCUGGGUCCUGAAACUGCUCAAGAAAAUCGAGAAGGAGUUCAUGGCUCAUUAUGUCAGUGCCAUGGAUGAGGUAAAAGUCAGGUGGAACCUGCAGAACAACGAGCAGAUGGAUGAAAUGAUUUUGGUGCUGAAGGAAGAAGUGAGCAAAAGGAUACAGGAAAGCAUAGAAAAGGAGUUGAGGAAGAUUAAAGCCAGAGCAGAGAAGACAUCAAGACCUCCAGAUGAAUCACCCAAGAGCGAGUCAACACUGAGCCAACAAACUGAGGAGAGGAGACGACGACUGCAGUCUAUGCAUAGAAGGUCCUUCUUCAGUGACAAGAAUGGAAACCAGAGUAUGAUAGAGGGCACGUCAGACUUAUCAUUUGAUGUAGGUGAUGAUGAAGCAUUUAGUGCAGCUUUUGAGGCCAGUAUUAGUAAACAAACGAGUGAGGAGGAAUUCUGCCCGUGUGACACUUGUGUGAGGAAAAAAAUAGCUUCCAAGCCCAUAAGAAACCCAGUGGUGGCCACCAAUGCCCCAGUUCUGAAAGCAUUUGAUUUACAACAAAUCCUGAGGCUGAAGAAAAAUGAGGAAGUCUGUGUCUCAGAAGCAGCCCAGGACAUCACAAAAAAUACCAGAAACUCUGUGGAGGAAGCAGCAGAAAAUAACAAUCAAAAGGAGGAGAAUGAUGAGGGUGAAUUCCAGCCAAGUGAAACAGAAGUGGAGGGCAAUGAAGAAAAGGAGCCCAAACUCAAUGAGGUGGACAGCUCAACAUUGAAUGGAACUGGAGAAGGACCUGAAAUAUCAGAGAGUAAAAACUGUGAGAUGGAGGAUGAGGUUAAAGAUGAAGAAAGCAAAGAAGAAGAAAAGGGAGACACAGAAGAAGUAGGGGAAGAAAUGAGAGUAGGAGAAGAAGCAAAAGAGCAGGAAGAAGAGAAAGAGGAAGAAGUAAUCAUGAAGGCAGAAGACAAGCAAGAAACAAAAGAGGAGGAAAAAAAAGAGGAGGAAACAAAAGAGGUUGAAGAGAAGGAUGAGGAGGAAGAAACAAAAGAGGAGGAAAAAGUGGAUGAGGAAGAAACAAAAGGGGAAGACAUGAAGGAGGAGGAAGAAGCAAAAGAGGAGGAAGAGGAAGAACAAGAGGAGGAAGAGAACGUGGAAGUGGAAGCACAGGAGGAGGAAGAGGAAGUGAAGGAGGAGGAGGAAGAAGCAAAAGAGGAGGAAGAAGUGAAGGAGGAGGAAGCAGCAAAAGAGGAGGAAGCAGCAAAAGAGGAGGAGGAAGAGGAAGCAAAGGAGGAGGAGGAAGAGGAAGCAAAGGAGGAGGAAGAGAAAAUGAAGGAGGAAGAGGAAGAAGGAAAUGAGGAAGAGGAAGUGAAGCAGGAAGAGGAAAAAGAAAAUGAGAAAGAGGAGGAAGAAGUGAAGGAGAAAGGGAAAGAAGAAAAUGAGGAACAGGAGGAAGAAGUGAAGGAGGAGGAGGAAGUGGAAGAGGAAGAAAGAAAAGAGGAAGAAGUGGAAGAGGAAGAAAGAAAAGAGGAAGAAGAGGAAGAAGGGAAGGAGGAGGAAGAAAGAAAAGAGGAAGAGGAAGAAGAAGUGGAGGAGGAGGAAGAAGCAAAAGAGGAGAAAGAGAAGGAGGAGGAGGAAGUAAAGGAGAAGGAGAAAGAAGGAAAAGAGGAGGAAGAGAAGAAGAAGGAGGAGGAAAUUAAGGAGGAGGAGGAAGAAGCAAAAGAGGAGGAAGAGGAAAUUAAGGAGAAAGAGGAAGAAGGAAAAGAGGAAGAGGAGGAAGAAGUUAAGGAGGAGGAGGAAGAAGCAAAAGAGGAGGAAGAGGAAAUUAAGGAGAAAGAGGAAGAAGGAAAAGAGGAAGAGGAGGAAGAAGUUAAGGAGGAGGAGGAAGAAGCAAAAGAGGAGGAAGAGGAAAUUAAGGAGAAAGAGGAAGAAGGAAAAGAGGAAGAGGAGGAAGAAGUGAAGGAGGAGGAGGAAGAAGCAAAAGAGGAGGAGGAAAAGGAGGAGAAGAAGGAGGAAGAGGAAGUGAAGGAGGAAGUGAAGGAGGAAAGAGAAGAAACAAAACAGGAGGAGGAGGAGGAAGCAAAGGAGGAAGUGAAGGAGGAAGGAGAAGAAACAAAAGAGGAAGAGGAGGAGGAAGCAAAGCAGGAAGAGAAGGAGGAAGGAGAAGAAACAAAAGUGGAAGAGGAGGAGGAAGCAAAGGAGGAAGUGAAGGAGACGGAAGAAGCAAAAGAGGAGGAAGAGAAGAAAGAGGAAGAGGAACUGAAGGAGGAAGGAGAAGAAACAAAAGUGGAAGAGGAGGAGGAAGCAAAGGAGGAAGUGAAGGAGGAAGGAGAAGAAACAAAAGAGGAAGAGGAGGAGGAAGCAAAGGAGGAAGUGAAGGAGGAAGGAGAAGAAACAAAAGUGGAAGAGGAGGAGGAAGCAAAGGAGGAAGUGAAGGAGGAAGGAGAAGAAACAAAAGAGAAAGAGGAGGAGGAAGCAAAGGAGGAAGUGAAGGAGGAAGGAGAAGAAACAAAAGAGGAAGAGGAGGAAGCAAAGGAGGAAGUGAAGGAGGAGGAGGAAGCAAAAGAGGAAGAACAACAAGAAGAAACUCAAAAUGAAGAGCAAGAAGUUGAAGAGAUAUCCAAAGCAGGAGAUGAAGCUGACAAUGAAGCUGAAGAAGCAGAGGAGCCAGAGGAUGGAGAUACUGGCGCUGAUGACGCAGAAGAGGCUGAUGAUGAGGGAGAGACAUCUGAUUGGAGAGAAGAUGCUGAUGACUCUGGAAAUUACAACAAUCCUGAAGGCAAUACUGCAGAAGAAAGUAAAGAGGUUGAGCAGGAUGAAGCUGAGGCAGUGGAAGAUGCAAACCCUGAGCCAGAAAAUGAGGUGUGUUCAGCUAAGGAGGAAAACAACAGUGAAGGAGGUGACAAAUAUGAUGAGAAUGAUGAGGAACCUAACCGUGAUGACUCUGAUAAGGCAGAUGGAAAACAGGAAGAUGAAGGCAAUGACAAGGUUUCUGAGAUAGCCUCAAGGGCCAAAGGCAAAAGAGCCACUAAAAAGCUAAAGACUCUGAUGAAAGCAGCCAUGUUAACUCUUUAUUCUUCUAUGGGAAACUUCUCACAACAAUCCCUGAAGGGGUCUGAAGAUGAAGAGGAAUUAAAAGAUGACGAGAAACCCAUGAACAACCACCUCACUGGUGAGGUUCCAACUGAUGAGAACAGCAAACACUCACAGAUGUACCCUGCCUAUGAGGAAGAAGAAGAGGACAAAGAAUCUUCCUGCACUGAUCCUUUAGGAGACAAGGACCAGGCAGAUGCUGAAGGUGCAGAUCCAAAGGCAGAUGAACAUACAGAUGAAGUUCAGACUUCUAAAAAGAAAGAAGACACUAAUGACAUUGACCAGGAUGAUCUGGACUUCUAGAAUUGCUUAUAAAAAACUGUUUUGUUUUUUUCUUUCUUCUUUUCUUUCUUUUUUAAAACUAUAUUUUCAUUAUAUCUUACAGUAUCUCCAGUGAGUUGAGCCAUCAUAAUUGGCUUUUCUUCUGAGUUAAAUGUGGUAAACUUGAAUCCUGUGAGUAAUGUUGCAAUUACCUGCCCUCAUUUCUAGAGGGCUAGUAAACUCCUUAAGAUUUAGUGGUUUCAAUAGAAAAGCAGUUUGGGGAAAGAGAAGGCUGUUUUGUUUGUGAUACCUACUUGUUCCCACUCUUUAAGCCACACUGCUGCUUGAGUCGUCUGUGGCUCUUCUAGGCAUCAUCUCUGGGUGACUUCAGGAUGCCUUUUGUCUGUGGCAUGCCAUUUUCUUGGAAAGAUUGCCAAUCCACAGAAACUUGACAAAAUCUGGAUCCAUUGCCAAAGUCUGGUCAGAGCCCGCAGAGCCGUACAUUCAGCUUCUCCCCUUACUCUACCCUACCCUCUCUGUACCCAGAAAAAGGGCCUGAGAUAUUAAAGUCUUUCCCAACUACCUGUAUUUUUCUUUAGUGGGGGUUGAGAUAGUUUGUCACUUCACUGGACAUCCUCAACACCCAACACCCCAGUGGAUCUCUCCUCUUCCAGACCACCCAUCUGCUUGUCCUGUACUCAUCACUGUAGCAUGUAGUUGUGUAGCAGUAGAUAAACAAAGAAGAGUUAACUCACCUGUCAGAUACCUGAGAAGUGGUUGAAUGCAGUAUCAACCAAAUUAGAAAUGAGUAAAGUACAAUUCCUUGUGAUUACCUUUAUUAUGCCAAUGAUGGUAUCCAAGCACUUUACAAGCAUCUGGGAUCCCUCAGACAAUUUUGCACGAGGCCCUGUCCUGAAGCUAAUAUGAUUUGUAACUGUUCAGUGCCUCGCCCUUGCAGACAACCAGCAAUAUUCAACCUAAUUUUACCUUUAACAUGGAAAAGGUUUGAGCGUUUGUGCUGCAGCAAACACCUGGAAGAGGCUCAAGCAUUUACUAGAGAAGUUGUACUUUACAAAUGCCAAUAGAACUGCAAAAUUCAUUUAAUAACUAUUUUCUACCACGAUAUCUCUUCUUCAUUAUUUUUCCCCCCCUGGGGCCAUAUACAUAUUUCUGAAUAAAAGCCCAACUAAUGCCAGGAGAAAUUUGUCCAUGCCUCAGCUGCAUACGUGUGUAUUCCUCUCUAGGAAGCAGUCAAUUUUAUCUGUAAUUUGCAGGGAGAAUAAAACAGCAAAAAAAGAAGAGAAGGUGAAAACAAAAUGCCUUAAAUUGUAUGGUGAAAAAGUAUGUGUGUAGCAUUGUGCUGGGUUUGUGAAGUUGCAUGCUGACAUGUUGAAAUAAUCAA